GGCGGUGGGAGGGCUCGGGGCGGGCCCGGCUGGCUCCGGGGGCGGGCCCAGCACCGCUUCCUUCGCUCGGCGUCAGGCGGGCAGCUACGGCCGCCUAGUCGAGUCCGGGGGGGAGAAACCUUGGGGUGGUCGUCGGAAGGCUCCCUGCAGCCGGAGGUGGCGUGGCGAAGGUUCAGAAUGAUGAGCGACGUGUUUCUGUGAUGCCACUUGGAGCCUCUUUCACUGUGGCAUGGAUUGAUAAAGUGGCCUGGAGAUUUGAUAGUAGACUGUUGAAAAACACCAGGGGGGUGACUUUGGCUUCUGGUCUUUAAACUGGACAAAAGUCUAUUACAACCUAUCUGCAAAGAAAAGAAUUAUUUUUCCUUCGACAUCCUCCUCCUCUUCCUUCUUUCUGCUGCUUCUAAUGAAGACUGCAAAGUAUCGUCCCACCUUUCUGAUUUAAAGCACAUCAUCUUCUAAGACAGAUGGUCUGUCAAAGAGCUGAAGAAUGCCUGCAGAGAACAACAUAAUGAAGUAGUGAAUUGAUAGUGCUGCUGGUGCCUAAUUGUCAGGAUCACAGCUGACAUAAAGUUGCACUGCCCUUUUCCUGCUUCCAUAAUCGGGUCAAGAACAGCAGGGUGGACAUGGCUGGCCUCGUUAACAACCUACUAAUAUUGUUCCUUAUUUUUCAAAACAGCUGUUUGGCUUUCAGAAGCCCACUUUCUGUCUUUAAAAGGUAUAAGGAUGCAGCAAGGUCUCACGCUAACGAAUGUCUUGGCAGCAACAGGCAGCUUGUUCCUCUAGGGUUAUCAGAUUUUGCACUGGACAUUCGCAUGCCUGGAGUGACACCUAAGCAGUCUGACACCUACUUUUGCAUGUCUCUGCGUCUGCCAGUGGAGGAUGAAGCCUAUGUAGUUGACUUCAAACCUCAGGCGAGCAUGGACACAGUCCACCAUAUGCUUCUAUUUGGAUGCAACAACCCUGCUUCAGAUGAAGAUUAUUGGGACUGCAAUGGAGGAACAUGCAUGGACACAUCCAACAUUUUGUAUGCUUGGGCAAGAAAUGCUCCACCAACAAGACUGCCAAAAGGUGUUGGAUUCAAAGUUGGAGGAGAGAAGGGUAGCAAAUACUUUGUGCUCCAAGUACAUUAUGGAGAUGUUAGUGCAUUCAAAGAUAAACACAAAGACUGUUCUGGUGUAACUUUACAUCUUACUAAUCAAAGACAGCCUAUGAUUGCUGGCAUGUAUCUUAUGAUGGCCAUGGAUACUGUCAUACCACCAGGAGAGAAAGUGGUCAAUUCUGAUAUUGCCUGCCAUUAUAAAAUGUAUCCAAUGCACGUGUUUGCCUAUAGAGUGCACACUCACCACUUAGGAAAAGUUGUGAGUGGGUAUAGAGUUAGAGAUGGUCAGUGGACACCAAUUGGCAGGCAGAGUCCUCAGUUGCCUCAGGCAUUUUAUCCAGUAGAAAAUCCUGUAGAAAUCAAAUAUGGAGAUGUUCUGGCAGCACGAUGUGUUUUUACAGGCGAAGGCAGAUCUUCAGAAACAUAUAUAGGGGGCACAGCCAGUGAUGAAAUGUGCAAUUUCUACAUUAUGUACUACAUGGAGGCCAAACAUGCAGUCUCAUAUAUGACCUGCACACAGAAUGUAAACCCAGAGAUGUUCAAAAACAUACCACAAGAGGCAAAUAUUCCUAUCCCAGUCAAGCCUGAUAUGAUGAUGAUGGCCCAUGGUCAUCAUGAAGAUAUGAGAAAUGGAGACACGGGUUCUAGAAUGCAGCAGCCAAAAAGGGAAGAGGAAGAGGUUUUAGAUCAGGGUGAUUUCUAUUCACUCAUUUCCAAGCUGCUAGGAGAAAGGGAAGAUGUGGUUCAUGUGCACAAGUAUAACCCAACAGAAAAGGCAGAGUCAGACCUUGUAGCUGAGAUUGCUAAUGUAGUCCAGAAGAAGGAUCUUGGCUGGCCUGCUGCCAGAGAGUUUUCCAGCCAUGAUGAAAGGGCCAAUACCAUUCUUGUCAGAGACAGAAUUCACAAGUUCCACAGAUUAGAAUCCACUCUGAGGCCACCAGAGAACAGGCAUCUCACUUUGCAGCAGCCUAAACAUGGUGAAGGGAACUGGGAAAAAGAACCUACAGGAGAUUUUAACAUAGAAGAAGUUGUUGACUGGCCUGGGGUAAAUCUCAAACUGGGCCAGGUUUCUGGAGUGGCGCUGGAUCCUAAAAGUAACUUGGUCAUCUUUCACAGAGGUGAUCAUGUUUGGGAUGCAAAUUCCUUUGACAGUAAUUACAUUUAUCGACAAAAGGGGCUUGGACCCAUUAAAGAAAGCACAAUUCUGGUACUAGAUCCUAGUAAUUCAGCAGUUCUUCAUUCCACAGGAAAAAAUCUGUUUUAUUUACCUCAUGGCUUGAGUAUAGAUAAUAAUGGAAACUACUGGGUGACUGAUGUAGCUCUUCAUCAGGUAUUCAAACUAGCACCACACGGUGUGGAAUCUCCUUUGCUGACUUUAGGGAAGGCAUUCCAACCUGGAAGUGAUGGAAAUCACUUUUGCCAACCUACAGAUGUAGUAGUGGAUCCAGUUACUGGCAAUAUUUAUGUGUCAGACGGCUACUGUAAUAAUCGUAUUGUUCAGUUUUCUCCAAGUGGAAUGUUCAUCAUGCAGUGGGGAGAAGAGACUACAGUGGGUCAAGCAAAACCUAACCAAUUCAACAUCCCUCACAGUUUGACAUUUGUGUAUGAUUUUGGUCAACUGUGUGUAGCUGACAGAGAGAAUGGUCGAAUUCAGUGUUUUAAGCCAGAAAAUGGACAAUUUGUGAAAGAAAUCAGACACCCAGUGUUUGGAAGAGAAGUAUUUGCAGUUUCUUACGCUCCUGGUGGGUUGCUGUUUGCAGUUAAUGGAAAGCCUUACCCUGGAGACAAGGAGCCGGUGCAAGCAUUUGUGAUGAACUUUUCAACUGGAGCGAUCAUUGACACUUUCAUUCCGCUUAGAAAGAGUUUUGAAAUGCCACAUGACAUUGUUGCUUCAGAUGACAAAACAGUGUAUAUUGGUGAUGCUCAUGCCAAUACAGUGUGGAAAUUUACGUCUACAGAAAAAAUGGAACAUCGAUCUGUUAAAAAGGCUGGGAUCGAGGUACAGGAAAUAAAAGAAGCAGAAGCCGUUAUAGAAACCAGACUGACAAACAAACCCAUGUCAAAGGAAAUAUUGAAAAAAGAGGAAAAGCAGCAUGUAGUCCAACAAGCUACCACUGGAGUUUCGUUUGUUCUUAUUAUAACACUUCUAAUUAUUCCAAUUGUUGUCCUCUUGGCAAUUGUCAUAUUUAUUCGGUGGAGAAAAACAAGAAUCUAUGGAGCUGAUGCUGAACAUAAACUUGAUUCAAGUUCAGGGAGAAUCCUGGGCAGAUUUAGAGGAAAAGGUGGUGGAGGACUUAACCUUGGGAAUUUCUUUGCAAGCCGCACAGGCUACAGUCGAAAAGGGUUUGACCGACUUAGUACUGAAGGGAGCGACCAAGAAAAAGAUGAGGAUGAUGUCACAGAUUCAGAGGAGGAAGAUUCUGUUCCACAGCCUCCAGCGAUUCCCCCGUCUUCUUCCUGAAACUGGCCUUCGAUUUCUACAUUGUAUGAUUCUACAAAGAUUGCCAGAUCUAGCACGUUUUAAGAUUUUAUGUAUUUAAUUGUAAACUGUACUAGUCCUUUGUGAGGCUGUACACAAUUCUUUUUCUUUCUUUUCCCCAGCCCCUUUUGUUUCAGUUUAAUUUGGAGGCGUUAAUAUUUCAUAUCAGUGCCAUUGUCUCAUGUGAACCUUUUAAUAAAGCAAAACAAUCCCAUUUAUUUGCAGAAAUAAUUUUAAAGUAGUGGUGUUUGCUCAUGUCACUUUGGGACCUUCUCUAUAUUUGUAAAUAAGUCCCAGUCUGCUAUAAGAAUUUUUUUCUCCAGUUUCCAGAUUUUCUUUUGUGCCUUUUUCACUUUCAAUGCCCUUAACGUAUCACAGAACAGAGAAAAUAGAGUGCCACGAAGAAAAGAAGCUGCUAAAACCCCCUAUUUUUUAACAAAGGAAUCACUAGCAUUCUGUUGCUUUGAGGGGAAAGAUUUUAAGAGUCUCUAUUUAAAACAGUUUUUCUUCUUCCUCCACACUUUGUGUGUUCCCAGGAUGUCUUAUUUUUAGAUGGUUACACUGUUAGAACACUAUUUUCGGAAGCUGAAUGUAAUUUGUGUAAUAAAGUGUUCGCAGAGCAUUAGCUAUCAGAGUGUACUUUGCAAUUUUUACAUUUGGAGAGGGGGAGGGGGGUCUUUGUAUGUAACGUUUGUAAACAAUACCUCAGUGAGUAGCUUGCAAAGUUUUAUCACGGCUUUCUACCAGCAAGAGGAGAAGAGGGGAAAGACAACCAAAGUACUAUUUUGUAUGAAAGUUAGCAGAUGUUUUAUUACAUUGCAUUUGUUUGGGGAUUUUUUUU
Pogona vitticeps (central bearded dragon) is the source of this 4419-nucleotide messenger RNA. RefSeq names its product peptidylglycine alpha-amidating monooxygenase (gene PAM). Gene Ontology annotation, molecular function: copper ion binding; protein binding; peptidylglycine monooxygenase activity. Gene Ontology annotation, cellular component: membrane; extracellular region. Gene Ontology annotation, biological process: peptide metabolic process. The record is from RefSeq and is a predicted model, not a curated record. Lineage: Eukaryota; Metazoa; Chordata; Lepidosauria; Squamata; Agamidae.